Carassius carassius (crucian carp) is the source of this 1693-nucleotide messenger RNA. Its product is annotated as protein FAM181B-like. NCBI's taxonomy places the organism in Eukaryota, Metazoa, Chordata, Actinopteri, Cypriniformes, Cyprinidae. The record is from RefSeq and is a predicted model, not a curated record. The coding region runs from base 147 to 1112 and encodes 321 amino acids. The transcript has a single exon.
AUUGCAGAGGAACUGUAAGGGUGUCCUGCACAGGACCAAGGCUUAGCAAACCACCCUGGAAAUGCAGAUAAUAAAUAUGCUUUAGGGUCUCUCAGAGACAAUUGUAUAUAUUCACUGCGAAGGUUUUGUGCUUGUGGCAGAGAGAGAUGGCUGUUCAGGCAGCCAUCAUGAACUCGCAGUUCUUAAACUUUUGUUUUCCUGGCUCGGUCAUGGAUUAUGAGGUGGAAAAGGGUCUGGAAGGGGGACUCCUGGGUGAGGUGGACUGUGAGGGUGACUUUAAGGAGACCACUAGAGACCUGCUUAGCUUCAUCGACUCAGCUUCCAGCAACAUCAAACUUGCACUGGACAAACCUGUCAAGUCCAAGAGGAAAGUCAACCACCGAAAGUACCUGCAGAAGCAGAUUAAGAGGUGCACUGGAAUCAUCUCACCAGGGAGCACACCAGUUCAGGAGCCAUGCAAGAGACAAGGCUCGCCCCAUAACCCAACAAGCAAUCUCUCCAGCAAAAUGCCUCCCAAGAAGGAUGGGAUGCAGGCCAACCUGCAAAGCAAGAGUUUGGCUGCCCUCUUCAACUCGGCGAAAGAUGUACGAGCAGAGAAAGCCAAGAAGCCCCCGCUGCGGCAUCGAAACCUUCCUCCAUCCUUCUUCAUGGAGCCGGCCAACAGCUCCAGAGUUACAUCUACUUCUGGCAUGUCACUCAAAGACCUGGAGCGAGGGGCUCCGGAAGCAGCAGAGUUCUUGGAGCUUCUUGGACCCGAGUACAGCAACAUGGUCUCAGAGCAGGAUCUAUUCCACACCCUACCUAACAGGAUUCAACAGGAGGUGACUGUGGGCCCAGAGCCAUAUGACUCCCACCAUUUUGUAACUGGUGGGUUCUUGUACACAGAGCCUUGGAGCACUUGUAGCAGCACCCCCAAAAAGUCAGGAGACAUGCGGACAGUACCUCUACAGCCAAAUCUUUAUACUCACACAGACCUUUCUGGCAGCAUGCCUGUGGAACAGAGCUCACCAUGUGCACUUACCUUUUCAAACUUCUUUACAGACUGCACGGCAGCUCCGGUCUCCUACGAUCUAGUGAACGGAUACAACAGAGGGAGCUUUUCUUCUCUUUAAGCCAGAGAUUUUCUGUUUCUUGGGCAUUAUAUUGGAACAAAAACACGUAUGCAUCUUUCAGUAUGAUAUUGAUAAAGGACGCUACCAACAUGUAGUUGCCCUUUUAACCUUAAAACAUUUUGACUCAAAAAAGGAUCCCUUUUAAACCAUUGCUUGAUGGGAUAACAUGCAUACAGUAGACACCUAUAAAAAAUUCAAUCUUAAGAAGACCUUUGCAUCUAAGUACAAUUUUUUCUCAAAUUAUUGAAUGAAAACAAAAUGCAUUUUACAGAUUUCUAAUAAUAAAUUAACAAAACUAUAUGCUUCAGAAAUUAAUUUUUAUUGCUCCCUGAAAAAAACAAAAACAAAAAAAAAACAAAUCUUGGACCUUAUCCUAUAACAUGCAUUGUUUGAUUUAUAAUAUUACCAGUUUGAAGCAACAGCUUGUUACAGAGCUGAUCUCAGGGGGUUCUGCUAAUUUGUUUAAAUAUAUCACAGAUCAAAUAGUCACAAAUAUACAGUGACCCUUUUAAGUAUUUGAAUGCUUAAGCCACACUAAAAAUGUAUGGGUUUAUAUCCAUGAGAUAACAAAAAUAUAAAAU